AUGACGACUUUGAGGAAACAGUAUGUUGUGGACAGACCUGUGUACUCUGAGGACAGCUUUGAUGAAAGUCAUGAGAAAAUCUACAGAAAGCACAAAACCAUCCUGGACCAUGUUAAAAAAUAUCUGACCUGUGAUGCAAAACGGGCCAAAAAUGCAGUACUUUCUCGUCUACCUGUCAUUGGCUGGAUGAGGAUGUACAGAGUUAGAGAGUGGCUGCUGGGUGAUGUGGUGUCUGGGAUCAGCACAGGAAUGGUGGCCAUCAUGCAAGGACUCGCCUUCUCUCUACUGGCUUCACUGCCUCCAAGCUAUGGCCUUUACACAGCUUUCUUCCCCGUGCUGACAUACUUUUUCCUGGGCACAUCAAGGCAUAUAUCUGUUGGCUCCUUCCCAGUCCUGAGCCUGAUGGUGGGAGCUGUAGUGACCCGUUUGGUCCCAGAGAAUGGAUCGCCAGCAAACAUCACAGACUUUGAAGGUCUAACCCAGGACCAGCAGAGAGUCCUGGUGGCCUCCUCUGUGACAUUCCUCAUGGGGAUUUUCCAGCUUGCCAUGGGUAUUCUGCAGGUGGGCUUUAUUGUUGUGUACCUGUCAGACACUCUGGUGUCUGGUUUUACCACAGCAGCUGCUGUUCAUAUCUUGGUGUCCCAGCUCAAGUUUGUGCUGGGGUUGCCAGUUCCAGGAAUCAGCGGUCCACUCUCUAUCAUAUACACCUUGGAAAAGAUCUUUGUCCAGAUCACCUCCACCAAUAUCUGUGACCUGGUGAUGUCUGUAGUGAUUAUGGUGGUGGUAUACAUUGUAAAGGAGCUGAAUGACAAAUACAAAGCCAAACUACCUGUCCCCAUACCCAUUGAGGUUAUCGUGACGAUCAUAGCUUGUGGGGUGUCCUACGGCUUUGACUUUGAGAACAGAUAUAAUGUUGACAUUGUUGGAAAAAUGGUUAGUGGGUACGAGUCUCCCAUUCCGCCGAGCGUGGCAAUCUUCCAGGAGAGUGCUGCAGAGGCCUUCCCUAUAGCUAUAGUGGGAUUUGCUGUGGCCUUCUCUGUGGCCAAAGUCUACUCUAUCAAACAUGAUUACAACAUUGAUGGCAACCAGGAGCUGGUUGCCUUUGGGGUUAGUAAUAUGUUUGGAGCUAGCUUCAGAUCGUUUGCAGCCAGCACGGCUCUCUCCAGAACCGCCGUGCAGGAGAGCUCAGGAGGGAAAACACAGAUUGCAGGGCUGAUUUCAGCCAUGAUGGCGAUGAUUGUAACAGUGGCACUUGGCUUUCUGCUGGAACCACUUCCCAGGUCUGUUUUAGGUGCCUUGGUUAUAAUCAACUUGAAGGGGAUGCUGAUGCAAUUCAGGGAAAUCCCAUACCUGUGGAGGAGGGACAAACCAGAAUGUGUGGUGUGGGUGGGAACGUGCUUAGCGGCCAUCUUGCUUGGACUGGAUUUUGGUCUAGCAGUGGGCUUGGGGGUGGAGCUGUUUACAGUUGUCUUCCGGACUCAAUUCCCCUGCUGCUCUGUCUUGGCUAACAUACCUGGGACCGAUCUGUACAGAAAUCGUAAAGAUUACCUGCAGAUAAGUGAACCAAAAGGAGUGAAAAUCUUCAGGAUACCCUCACCAAUCUUCUUUGCCAACAUUGAGUUCUUCAGGGACAAGCUUGUAGAAGCUGUUGGGUUUAACCCUAUGAGGGUACUGCGGAAGAGGAACAAGGCCCUCAGGAAAAUCAAGAAACUGUUGGAGAGAAGGGAUCAUGGCAUUACAGAGAACGGCCUACAGGAUUUGUUCCGCCCAAACGACGACCAUCAAGUGAACUUGAAGGAGCUGGAUCUUCCAUUUCAGAUAAACUGGAACGCUGAACUUCCUUUCAAUAUCAGCGUUCCCAGAGUGGACAUCCACAGUUUGAUCCUGGAUUUCUCUGCUGUUUCGUUCCUGGACAUUUCUGCUCUGAAGGGGCUCAGAACGGCCCUCAAGGAGUUUAUCCGAGUUAAUGUGGAGGUUUACAUAGUUUCUUGUGAUGCUUACAUCCUGGAGAAAUUACAUGGCUGCAUGUUCUUUGACGAUGAGAUUCUGACCUCCAUGUUUUUCCCAACCCUACACGAUGCCAUGCUGCAUGUACUUGAGAAUCAUCAGAACAGCGGCGCGGGCUGGGUGUGUACAUGUGACAUCAGCUGA
Melanotaenia boesemani (Boeseman's rainbowfish) is the source of this 2151-nucleotide messenger RNA. Its product is annotated as chloride anion exchanger-like. Gene Ontology annotation, molecular function: oxalate transmembrane transporter activity; secondary active sulfate transmembrane transporter activity; bicarbonate transmembrane transporter activity. The transcript has 19 exons. The record is from RefSeq and is a predicted model, not a curated record. The coding region runs from base 1 to 2151 and encodes 716 amino acids. Lineage: Eukaryota; Metazoa; Chordata; Actinopteri; Atheriniformes; Melanotaeniidae. Gene Ontology annotation, cellular component: membrane. Gene Ontology annotation, biological process: transmembrane transport.